This is a messenger RNA of Cyprinus carpio (common carp), 2237 nucleotides long. RefSeq names its product somatostatin receptor type 5. The record is from RefSeq and is a predicted model, not a curated record. Gene Ontology annotation, molecular function: G protein-coupled receptor activity. NCBI's taxonomy places the organism in Eukaryota, Metazoa, Chordata, Actinopteri, Cypriniformes, Cyprinidae. Gene Ontology annotation, biological process: G protein-coupled receptor signaling pathway. Gene Ontology annotation, cellular component: membrane.
AUCUGUCUAUCAUACUAAAUGCUACAGUACAUCAAAUUUAAAUAUUAUUAUUAUUAACAGAUUUUCACUUAUAUUUCUAAAGAAUUGCAGUGGAGUUGUAAUCAGAUAAGUAUUUAUUAUAAUAUUAAUAUUCCACUGUCAGGAUAUGAAAUAUAGUUUUUAUUUUAUUUUAGCCGAUCUUUAUCAUUGCUGAAGGAUAGAAGGAUUUGUUUGCUCUAUGCAAAACUAGAAGGUUUCUUAAUGAACUCUGUAAGUUCAUCAAGGUUUAAUAGCCGUAUGGAUGUUCUGUUGGGGAAGUUGAAACAUGGGCUUUAAAUUGUGCUUGGAACAUGUUCCUGUCAUUGCCUCUGUGAGUAAUCGAGAUUGGCUGAUUUCUACACAAUCCAUCAUGCCUGCCAUUGUAAACCUGCUCUUCAACACGGUCUCCACCAACACCACCAUCUCCUUUUCUCUAGUGCUGCCUCUGGUCAGCAUCCUCUCCCUGCUGGUAGGGGUCGGAGGUCACCUGCUCAUGUGGUUGGUGUUGAUGCGUAACCCACGGCGUCGUUCAAAGCCCAGCUCGGUCCUCCUGUUAAACCUAAGUUUUGCUGAUCUGUGUGCUCUACUCACCCUGCCCUGUGUGCUACUAAGCGCUAGCUCUCAGAACUGGCAGCUGGGAGGAGGCGUUUGUGUGUUGUUGAGCUUCAUGACCUCCCUGACCGCUGGAGUGGACAUCUUCAGCCUGGCUGCUCUCUCUGUGCUGCGUUAUCGAAUAGUGGCUCCCUCGACACGACCCCCGGCCACCCCCACGCAGGUAGCUGGCACUGUUGCUGUUAUCUGGCUGGUUUCCAUUGCCAUGGCCCUACCUAAAGUCACGUACAUCCAGUUUGACAGUGGCUGCACGUGGUCGGUGGGCCGCGGUCACUGGCUGGGCUUCCUCGUUCCUGCAUUUCUGGUGUAUUACGUGGCUCCUCUACUCUGCAUCGCCCUGCAUUGCGGGCUCAUCAUCACACACCUGUACCGCUGCCGGGGCACUCUAGCCGCAGACCACCGCAAUAAAAAAGCCACAGCCCUUCUCAUCGGCUCCACGCUGGUGUUCGCCAUCAGCUGGCUGCCUUAUUACGUGCUAGAGUUUGUCAAUGUUUUAUCACCGUCCCUUAAUUCCGUCAGCUCACCCGAAAGCCCCGCCUCCAGCUCCACCGCCCCAUCGCCGGCGUCAAGUACAGAGGUGUCUCUGCUGUGGGAGGUGGCCUCGCUGUCUGCCAUUCUUCUGAUUUGUCUGGCACCUUGCUGGAACCCGCCACUCUACUUCCUGCUAUCUAAGCCAGCCCUGAGGCAACUGAGAGGGCUGCUACCCAUCAUGCACCAACACUGGAGAGCUGCUACCUUCCUACAGCACAUAGUGCCAAAACACGCUCCCACACAGCCCCACUCACAGCCUGGGUCUCAACACGUUCCUCAGAACAUACUAGAAGUAACGCACCCACAAUGAGAACGUGCGCAUUCAGAUCGACAUGGUAAGGCACAGCAUAUACCUGCUUCACAGCAAAGCACACCCACACACAGGCACAAAGCACACACACGCCACACACACAAUGACAGGUAUUUUCUGCCAGAGCAUCCUCAUCCCUCUCAUGCUGGCUGAGAUUGAGAGUUGCUUAGUAACACUACAGAGAGGAACAGAAACAUAAGACCAUGGACCUCUGCAUUUAUGGCUGAGCAUCACAUUUUACAAUGUUCCAGCAUGCCAGCUGCUCUCUUCCCCUCUCUCAAAAUCUCUCUCACACUAAAAACGUAUCACGUCAGAUUUUUAUUACCAACUCGGUCACGCUCGCACACAUAAGCGUGUUCUUGACGACAUAUGUGUUCAUUUUUAAUUCACUUGUUUCUGAUCGCUUGUGCAGUGAGUAAUAGAUUAGAUGUGUUAUGCUGGUACUGUAUAUCAGAUAGAUCAUCUAUAAAGGCUAAAUGCAGUGCGUUUGAGUCUCACUUGCUGAUCAUUGGUGUUAUGAAUCACUGAUAUGUGCUGUAAUGAGUUUUUUGACAGUCAUUGUCAGUCUUCUGAGAAAUGCAAUGCACUGUGAUUUCGGAAAUGGAAAAAGUAUAUAAAUAUUUCCCAUUAAUGACAGAGACUUGGCUGAGAGAACUCAGCAGCUCUCAGAACUGUGUCACCUGCGGAUGAGUCAUCCUACUUCACAAGAUUUUUUCAUUCUCUGCUUAUAUUGUAGCCAGUGUAAUAACAUGUGGAUCUAAAUUGA